Dreissena polymorpha is the source of this 654-nucleotide messenger RNA. RefSeq lists its product as uncharacterized. The transcript has a single exon. NCBI's taxonomy places the organism in Eukaryota, Metazoa, Mollusca, Bivalvia, Myida, Dreissenidae. The coding region runs from base 151 to 654 and encodes 167 amino acids. The record is from RefSeq and is a predicted model, not a curated record.
GGCAAAUCAAAAGUUGCUUAUUGUUCUAAGCAUCAACUUCAGCCGCUGAACUGUUUCUGCGAGCCGUGUAUGCAACCGGUGUGCUGUGAUUGUACGGUGUUGGACCACAAGGAAUCCACGGGCCAUGAGGUGAUAAACGUGGACUAAGCAAUGAAGAUAUUUUCACCCGCAAUAGAUAAGACACUUGGCGAGAUUGACAGUGAAAAGAAAUCGCUCGAGGAAAAAUGCCACACGCUCGUGAAAGCUUUUGAUAAUGUUGAGCAAAUACAACGCGAGCUUGCCGUUCAAAUCCGACAAACCUUUGAUAGAAUUCGGGACUCGGUGGACGAACGCGAACGGAAGCUUUUCGAUUUAUCCGAAAGAGAAAUAGACCGAAAGAGAACAAUGUUGCGGGACUGCAUGAAACUGGUGACGACACGAGAGAACGAACUCAAGCAACAGUCGGCGAAGCUAACGCAGACAAAAGACCACAAGGACUUAGUGAACAUGUUCGACUUCAAUAAGGCGGCCCGGGAUUGCCUUCAAUCCAAACCGGAUAUACCGGUAUCCAAGUCUUCCGAAGACAUCGCCGUGAGAAUUAGUUUAACAGCCGCCAAGAGAACGGGAUUAGAUCGAAUAGCGAAUUUCGGUGAUGUCGCUUUUAAGUUCGAUUAA